Messenger RNA from Fonticula alba, 1468 nucleotides. RefSeq lists its product as hypothetical. The transcript has 3 exons. The coding region runs from base 23 to 1468 and encodes 481 amino acids. The record is from RefSeq and is a predicted model, not a curated record. Lineage: Eukaryota; Rotosphaerida; Fonticulaceae.
CUCUCUCUGGCCCCCUCCUGCCAUGGACGAACAGUGGCUCGAACAUGAGGCCGAGGCAACAUCUUUCGAUUGGCUGGAUGCACCCCUCGCCCCGACCGGAGGCGGGUUCGGCUUCGCCGCGUCCCUGCUGGAAUCCGGCCCCGAUGUAGCGCCGCCCCUGCUCGGCACCCCGGGGCCUGGCCCCUCCGAGCGGACCCUGUCCAAUAGCGACUGGCUGGAGCCCUUUUCUUCUGCCUCCACCGGGCGCCUCCCAGCGGCGUCCAACCCCGGCAGUUCACUUUUGUCGGCCGAAAGUUUGCUCGAUGUCACGCUGCCAGGAUGCCCGACCGGCGACUCGCCCUCCCUCGAUCUACCCCCGGGCCCCGGGGCCUUUGCCCUCGGCGAUCCACUCCUGCCGGUUGGGCCGCCCUCCAAGCGCCUUCACAUGUCUCCGCCGCCCGCACUCUCCAUGCGGCAGUCAGCCCCUUCCGUCGCCCACAUGGACCUCCUGGCACUGGCCGAGGCCGAGCCUCCGGCAAUUGGCCCCGACACCUCGGAGCCCCAGCCAAGCACGCCCCCACCCCCGCGGCAACCCCUGGCCCCCCUUCGGCGGUCCCCCUCGCGUGAUGUGGCCCAUGUCCUGGACUUGAUCCAGCAGCAGGACCAGAUGUACGACGAUCUGGCGCUGGUGAAUCAGCUCCUCACACCGGAGAAGGAGGACUUCAUCGCGCUGCCUGCCCUCCUGCCCUUGCAGGCGGCUUCCGACGUGGCUGCCGUUCUGGCCGUCGCCAUGGAAGCGCCCUCCCCGCCGGAGGUGGUUAGUGUCCACCGUCUUCGGGAGCAAAUGCUGGCCGGCGAGGACUCGCCAAUCCCCCCCCCUUGUAUUUUGAAUGUCCCGGCGGCCAGCCAGCCGGAGCUUGCGCCCCGGUCGAAGCCCCACUUUCCCGACCCCGGCCCGCCCCUUCCGGCCCCGGUGUCCCUGCUCCCCCGGCCACCCCCGCCGAGUGCCCUCCCACCACCGCCGCCACCGCCACCACCACCACCACCAUCGGAGCCGGCGCCCGAGUUCAGCUCCCCCAUGUCCGGGGCCUGCUCGGCCGCUCUGGCCGAGCUGAAGCUGCUGGACAGCUCCCUGAGCGAGGCCGCCGACUCGGGGGACGACUUGCUGCUGUUCCCGCCGGCCGCCGGCUCCGGCCCCGGCCCCGGCCCCAUGCCUGCCUCCUCCCGGAUAUCCACUUCCACCACCAUCCGGCAGCCGGAUCCGGACUUGACCGCCGGGCCUGGUCCAGGGCCGGUCCCGGCGUCGCGGCUCCCGGUGCGCGCGGCGCCGCCGGGCCUCGUGCACCCGGCUCUAGCCGUGCGCAUCGGCCUGGUGCACCCCCUGCCGCCGGCUCACCAUUUGGCAUCGCACCUGGCCCGGCACCCGGAUCUCAGUCGCGAGUCGCGCCUGCCGGUCCCCACCCACCCCUACAGCCUGGGUCUAUUGUGA